ACGUGUAUUGUAGAUCUCGGUAUCGUUUCGUAUGUGAUAUAGAUUGAAGAGCGCAUAGCGCCCUGGUCGCGCGAAUUCACGCGGAUCUGCGAGGCGCGCGGCGAACGCGGCUUCCACCCGCGGCCUGAUCGUUUACCCGGCCUGACUUCGCGCGUAUGGCGCGCCUGCUCGACCUCAUGCUCAAGCUGCCCCAAAGUUCGAUCACUCGGCGGCGGUGGUUUCACCAGGUGAACCGGUAUCUCGUCGCGUUCCUGCUCGGGACGCUCUUCAUCGUCCUGUGCCUGAGCUACCUGUCGGCAGGGUCAUGCGAGCGGGACCGGCGGGCGGUGGAGAGCAAGCCCAGGUACCGGCUGAUCGUGCUGAUCCUGAGCGGCCUGGACAACCUCGAGCGCCGUAACACCAUCAGGAAGACCUGGCUGGGCGCUCGCGACGCCACGGUGAAGCACUUCUUCGUCGUCGGCACCCAGGACAUCCUGCCGGAGCAGAGGAACACCCUGCAGUCGGAGAAGCAGAAGUUCGACGACCUGCUGCUGCUGCCGCGGCUGCAGGACUCGUACGGCACGCUGACGAAGAAGGUCCUCCACGCCCUGAGAGACGUCCACGAGCGCUACGACUUCGACUACCUGUUGAAGUGCGACGACGACUCCUACGUGUUGGUGCACAAGAUCCUGAAGGAGCUCGACAAGUGGCAGAGCAAGGGCACCCGGCGCGAGCUCUAUUGGGGCUUCUUCAACGGACGGGCGCAGGUGAAGAGGAGCGGACCCUGGAAGGAGACCGAUUGGAUCCUGUGCGAUUACUACCUCCCGUACGCCGUGGGCGGAGGAUACGUUCUCUCCUACAAUCUCGUCAAGUUCAUCGCCAGCAACGCGGACAUCCUGAAGUUGCACAAUUCCGAGGACGUCUCCGUCGGUCUGUGGCUCGCGCCGCUGGCGAACAUCGAGAGGAAGCACGACGUGCGCUUCGACACGGAAUACCGGUCGCGCGGCUGCUCCAAUCAGUACAUAAUCACGCACAAGAUAACGGUCCAGAAUAUGAUGAGUAUGCACGACUACUAUCAGACCUCCUUGGGCGCGCUGUGUCCCAAGGAAGUUCGGAAUCGCAUGAGCUAUCAGUACAAUUGGACCGUACCGCCCAGUCAGUGCUGCAACAGACAAUCCGGCAUCCCUUAACGCGACGCUGGGUGGAAGAUUUCUGCAAGAGUUCUAGUCUGGUUUUUUGAUACUUGCUCAAAAACCACAUUCUCACGUUGAUCUCACGUACUCAUAAUGGCCUAUAAACUAAUUCUAUUUAUAUUCUAACUUGUCUAACCUUCAUUGAAAUCAAAUGCCACAAAAGCGUAGCCGUAGUUUCCAAAAGUAAGCAAUUUAAACAUUAAUUGAAGAAAGUGUUUGCGAGAAGAUUAUAGCAAAUUCCGCGAAAUUUCUUCGGCAGAAUUAAAGCGACUUUAAAUCUAGAUUUUAUUCGUUAUACUCGAGUAUAAUUGCACGCGGCAGCGUUAUUAAUAUAAUUAAUUGAAAACGCUUGUAAAUAUAUUUUGUAAAUACUCGGUGACGAGCAGAUAGACAUUAGACGAGAUAAGUUUGGUGAACUAAAUAUAUAUAUAUAUA
Wasmannia auropunctata (little fire ant) is the source of this 1607-nucleotide messenger RNA. It is a transcript of the gene beta3GalTII, whose product is annotated as beta-1,3-galactosyltransferase 6. Gene Ontology annotation, molecular function: UDP-galactosyltransferase activity. The coding region runs from base 156 to 1169 and encodes 337 amino acids. The transcript is spliced from 2 exons. The record is from RefSeq and is a predicted model, not a curated record. Gene Ontology annotation, biological process: glycosaminoglycan biosynthetic process. NCBI's taxonomy places the organism in Eukaryota, Metazoa, Arthropoda, Insecta, Hymenoptera, Formicidae. Gene Ontology annotation, cellular component: membrane.